Trichosporon asahii var. asahii CBS 2479 is the source of this 2367-nucleotide messenger RNA. RefSeq lists its product as uncharacterized. Gene Ontology annotation, molecular function: cysteine-type deubiquitinase activity; cysteine-type endopeptidase activity; protein binding. The transcript is spliced from 8 exons. Gene Ontology annotation, cellular component: cytosol; nucleus. The record is from RefSeq and is a predicted model, not a curated record. Gene Ontology annotation, biological process: protein deubiquitination. The coding region runs from base 1 to 2367 and encodes 788 amino acids. NCBI's taxonomy places the organism in Eukaryota, Fungi, Basidiomycota, Tremellomycetes, Trichosporonales, Trichosporonaceae.
AUGGCAUGCUCCCACGUUGAAGCUCUGGCAUCGUCCUUGAAACCCCCUUCGCCAUCACAGCAGGUGCACAGGGAAGAGUGCACCCUCUGUUUUGAUGGACAAUGUUUCAAUGGAGGCUGCUUUGGUGAAGACCGCAAGCACGCUUACCUGCACUCGCAGAAGAAGAACCACCCGCUCGGCGUCGUCAUCAAGCGUACACGGAAGGAGCAGAAGAAACGCGACAACUCUGAGCCUCCAAUGAAGAAGCUUGCUAUCUCUGCUCCGUCUGACGAGGAGACGUAUGACUACAGCACUUCGGUGCGCUGCUUCGGCUGCUCUCCGGUUGGGGAAGCUGUCCAGGUGGACAACCCAGCGGCCACUGUCGACGGUAUUAUGAAAGCGCUCUCGUCGGCUCAGCAGUCCGAGGUCAAGGCAUGGGAGGAGGAGAUCAUCCCCUGCGAGCACGCUUUAACUCUGGAACAAGUCCCCCUCAUCACCCCGGGCGAGGCCAGUGCACUGAAUGUGAUCUCACGUCCAAUCUCUGGCUUUGUCUCACGUGUGGCCUGGCCAACUGCGGUCGUCAGCAGUACGGAGGAAUCGGUGGUAACGGGCAUGCCCUGCAGCACUUCAAGGACACCGGUCAUCCCCUUGGAGUCAAGCUUGGUACCAUCACCCCUGAGGGCACCGCGGGUACGUCACACUGCGGAAACCGAGCUGAUCCAAGACAUCUACUGCUACUCUUGCGACGAUGCCAAGAUUGACCCCGAUCUGGCCAACCACCUUCGCACGUUCGGCAUCAACGUGCUCGAUCAGUCCAAGACUGAGAAGUCCAUGACUGAACUUUUCGACUUCUCCAUGACUGGCGACGAUGGCAAGGAACUUGAACCGCUGUUCGGUAAGGGCCUCACCGGCUUCAAGAACCUCGGCAACAGCUGUUACAUGGCGUCAGUCCUCCAGACUCUGUUCUCGAUCCCCGCGUUCCACCAGCGGUACUAUACUGAGGCUGCUAUGGCGCACCCUCAGACAUGUGACAAGCUGCCUGCGGACUGCCUCGAGUGCCAGAUGCUCAAGGUCGCCGACGGUCUCUUAUCUGGUCGCUACUCGAAGCUGGCGAAGGCUCCGCCGCCGGCGAACUCCGAGUUUGAGGUCAACGAGGAGCCCAAGUUCCAGGACGGUAUUCGCCCCGCCCAGUUCAAGGCCCUCAUCGGCAAGGGUCACGAGGAGUUCUCAACCAUGCGUCAACAGGACUCGGAGGAGUUCCUCGGCCACUUGCUCUCUCGCUUGCGCCAGGAGGCGAAGAGCCAGGGUCGCCCCGAGAGCAGUGAGGCAACUGAUGCGUUGAGGUUCGGUAUGGAGCAGCGCUUGCAGUGCGACGAGUGUAAGAAGGUCGGGUACAAGGUCGACAGCGUCGACCUCGUCAGCCUCCCCGUGGAGGCGGAGGAGACGAGCGUGACUGAAGACGGCAAGAAGACGUUCAGGCCCGUCACUCUCGAGUCAUGCAUCGAGGCACUCUGUGCUCCUGAAGAGCUCACCGAUUACGCCUGUGGAACCUGCGGCAAGCGCGUUCGCGCUGAGACGACGACCAAGUUCAAGACUUACCCCGAGCUUCUCGUUCUGCACAUGAAGAAGUUCCAGCUCGUGAACUGGCUUCCCACAAAGCUCGAUGUCCCCGUUCAAGCCCCCGACUCGCUGAACCUGGACAAGUUCCACGGCACCGGCCGCCAGCCUGGAGAGGAAGAGCUUGACAUCGACGCCGCGCCGGCCGCCGCGCCGCAGUUCGACCCCGUUGCCAUGUCGCAGCUGGAGGCUAUGGGCUUCCCGACCGUGCGCUGCCAGAAGGCGCUGCUCGCGACAGGCGGCAACGACGCGGAGAUGGCGACGGCGUGGCUCUUCGAGCACAUGGACGACCCCGACAUCGACGCCCCGAUUCCGACCGCCGGCGGCUCUGGAGGCGCUGCCGAGCCGUCGCAGGAGCAGAUCACGAUGCUGUCUGAGAUGGGCUUCACCCCCGCUCAGGCGCGCAAGGCGCUCCGCGAGUCCAAUGGUAACGUGGAGCACGCCGUCGAGUGGCUCUUCAGCCACCCCGACGACGAUGGAGAGGAAGAGGCUCCGGCCGCGGCGGCCGGCUCCGCGCCCAGCGGCGAGGCGGACGUCGGUGGCACGCCCCCGCCUGCCAAUUACAGGCUGAAGGCGUUCGUGUCGCACAAGGGUCCCUCGGUGCACUCUGGUCACUACGUUGCGACCAUCAGGCAGCCGCAGAAGGGUCUGGCCGAUGAGAAGGAGGACGAGUGGGUGCUCUUCAAUGACGAGAAGGUCGUGCGCGCGCCGCCUGGUGGCGGUGAGGAGAUGCGUUCGCUCGCGUACCUCUACGUCUACGAGCGUGUUUAG